Molecule: messenger RNA, 7100 nt
Organism: Myxocyprinus asiaticus (Chinese sucker)
Lineage: Eukaryota; Metazoa; Chordata; Actinopteri; Cypriniformes; Catostomidae
Product: myocardin-like
Exons: 15
Coding region: 984-4022 (1012 amino acids)
Biological process (GO): cardiac muscle cell differentiation; smooth muscle cell differentiation
Source: RefSeq, a predicted model, not a curated record
GCAAGUGAAUGGUGACCAGGCCUUUGAAUCUCAAAAAAUCACAUAAAGGCCACAUAAAAUCAGUACAUCAAUUGUGCACUAUUUCUUCCUGAUGCGGUUGAAAUUUAAUCUAAGCACAAAUGCAAAAUGUCAAGCAGAAUUAUCCAUUAUUUUAGUGAAUGAAUUGUAUUAAAGGAACUUCAGGUGUUCAUGCUUUUCAUUUGUGUUGAUAUCAGAUACACUGAAGAAUCGUAUAGUUAUUUGCUUUUAAAUCCGCUCGUAACCAUAAAAGUUGAAAAUCUUGUUCAUCAUAGCAUUUGAUUGACAGGUAAGGUGUGGUGCUUCACUGCUGCAGGGACGCAUACAGGACGUAUCAGUAUUUACACCGUAAAUGAGAUGUGAUCACAUGCGUUUUGACCACAUUUGUAUGUAUUUUUUGUGAUCCGAUCACAAAACGUUUUAGAGCCCAUUUAGACCUGUAUUUAGGGCUGACCACAUGUGAUCAGAUCACCCGAAACACAUCUUAAUACCAGAUGUAAAUAGGGUCUAUGAAUCUACACUUUCACUUUCAAAAUGUGAAAGUGAAAUUGAUAUGAUGAAGUGUAAAUGAUGAGAGAAUUUCCAUUUUUGGGUGAACUAUCCCUUUAAGGAGAAAGAACAACACUGUAGCAUUAAAAGUUUGAUCUAGAUUGGUCCAGAUUGAAUUUCUUUCCAUCUGCCAAAAAUAGACUGGUAUAUUGGCAAUGAUUGUCUAAGUUCAUAUCAGCGAUCAUGUGAGAAAGCUGCCAAUAUUGUUUGUGCGUGAGAGGUUGUUUCUGUGUGCCAAGACUGAACAUCAUUAGAUUUCUCUUGUUUGUCCACAGACUUGCAGUCCAUGACAGUUGCUGGCAUUGGACAAAGAAGCACAGGUUGCCCAGUAUGUGACCUAAACAAAAGCAGAUGUAUGCAGAUUGCUUUUCCGUGAUAUCAGCACAUUGUCCUUUUUGAGUGGACUAUCCCUUUAAAUGAGUGAAGAGGAUGCAGCAUCUGCCUGCCUGAAGAUCCUGCAGUUGAGACUCCAGCAGAGGAGGACACGAGAGCAGCUCGCAGACCAGGGCAUCAUGCCUCCCUUGAAGAGUCCGGCUGCAUUCCAUGAACAGAGAAAAAGUCUUGAGCGAUCCAAGACUGGAGAUUACUUAAAACACAAAAUCAGAAGUAGACCGGAGAAAUCUGAACUUAUCAACAUGCGAAUUCUACAAGACCCGGCCAGCGAAGGCCCCGCACAAGACUCGCAGACAAAACUUAAGCGUGCCAGGCUCGCUGACAACCUUAAUGAGAAAAUCGCUCUCAGACCAGGCCCACUGGAGCUGGUGGAGAAGAAUAUCAUUCCUGUUGAUUCAACUGUUAAAGAGGCAGCUAUGAAAGGGAACCAUGGGAAGUACCCCAAGCAUGAGGACUCAUAUGCUUUUGAGGAGGACAGCAGCAGUGACAGUCUCUCUCCCGAGCAGCCCCACAGUGAAGAGUCACAGGGCUCUUCCGAUCCCCUCCCAGAGAACAAGACUAGUGGUUCGCCCUCCCCCACACUGACCAGCAUUUGCCAGGGAUCUCAGAACAAAGACACCACUAAUCAAAACCAAGAGGACAACGCACAUGUGACAAAAAACCAGGCAACUCCACCAAUACCAGUCCCUGCAAUUGUCAAGGAGUCCAAAAUGUCUGACAAGAACCGCCACAAGAAGCCCAAAGAUAUCAAGCCUAAAGUGAAGAAACUCAAGUACCACCAGUACAUCCCACCAGACCAGAAGGCAGAGAAAUCUCCUCCUCCACCCAUGGACUCUGCAUAUGCUCGUCUUCUGCAGCAGCAACAGCUCUUCCUGCAGUUGCAGAUUCUCAGCCAGCAGAAACACCAGCAUCACUCUCACCCCCACCAGCACCAGUAUCCACAGAGCCAGAGCUUUAGCUACCACACCUUGAACCAACACACACCAAAUAAGCAAUCAAGUGAACAACAAACAUCAUGCUGUUCAAAUGGACCAACUAGUGGCGUUAACAGUAGCUCCUCAUCUCCUGUGAAGACCACCUUCUGCAAUGCCACGUCCCUCACCCCAGUCAGACCAGGGCCUUUGCCUGCUAACCUGGAUGACUUGAAGGUAUCUGAGCUAAGGCAACAACUGAGAAUACGUGGCCUGCCUGUGUCUGGCACUAAAACAGCUCUAAUAGAAAGACUGCGACCCUUUAAAGACUCCAGCUCCAGUUCUCCAGCCAGCUCUGGAGACAUCAGCACUGUGACCUUCCCAGUGACCCCUACAGGAUCUCUUUCAUCCUACCAAUCCACAAGCUCCUCAAGUGUCAUGUCUCACGGUGGUGGCUACUUCCCCUUCUGCAGCACAAGCUCCACCCCACCCAUCUCACCAGCCUCUUCUGACCUCUCUGUCAGCGGCUCCUUACCUGACAGCUUCAGUGAUGUCACUAUGUCCUCUCCACAAUUUGGCCUUCAGCUCUCCCCUGCUCAGCUGAGCACGGAUGAGGGCCAGAGCAUGUCGAGUGCCCUUGGAUCAGGUUGCCUUCGUGGGGAAACCCAGGCAGGUCUAGAGCCCCUGGGUCUAGAUGCAGAGAAGGACAAGAUGUUGGUGGAAAAGCAAAAGGUGAUUGAGGAGCUCACAUGGAAGCUCCACCAAGAGCAGAGGCAGGUGGAGGAGCUGCGGAUGCAGCUUCACAAGAGGAAGCGUGCUCACAGUCUGCAAGAAUGCCCUGCCCUACCACCAGUACCACCAUCACAACAUCUGAUGCAUCUCCAGCCACCAUCCCAGAUGCAGCAGUUUUAUGGCGUGUCUGUCAAACAGGAGCAUGUGGCUUCAAGCUGUCCUCAUUCAUCUAAGCAGCUGAAAGGAGGCCCAAGCAAUAGCUGCAUGGAAGGGAUGGGUCACUGUGACCUACACAAUGCUUCUCACUGCCUUGAGGUGCCCUCCUCUGGAAGCCCCACUGGCCUCUCAGCCUUCCUGAGCCCCCAGUGCUCUCCUCAAGAUUCCCCUGUCACCAAAAAUUCCAGCAGCCCCCAGCCCAACAGCUUGCCUUCCUCCCCCAGUCAUCCCUACAUGCUGACCCCUCCUCUGGGCAGAGAUGGCUGCUCUCACCCACUUCCUCAAAAUGGACCCAGACCAUGCAAUAUGCAGUUACAACAGAAAAAUGUUGGACAAACUGUGAGCUGCUCAUAUCCAUCUGACCAAAGAAGCAUGCAGCCUGUAUACCCAAACCCUGUGGAGAGCAACUUAAACCCCAGAGGGUCGUCCAAGGCCAAGAGUGCUAGCACACAGCAAAAAGAGGCAAUUUUGCACUCUCCCAGGCACGUUGACCCAAAGUCUCCCACCACUGCCUUCUGUAGUUCAGAUUCUUCUGCAUCCAACACUAAACAGCCCCCAUGCUAUGAGGAUGCUGUAAAACAGCAAAUGACCAGAAGCCAGCAGAUGGAUGAACUUCUAGAUGUCCUCAUUGAGAGUGGAGAAAUGCCAGCUAACGCCAAAGAAGAGCGGCCCCCUGUAACCAAAGUUGUGCCUCACCUUACAGUUUCACCUAACGGAGUGGCCAUAUCCAGGUUUCACAGACACUACAGUCACAUGGCACCCACCCUGCUUCCAUAUGAGCAUGCUGCAGGGCACGGGGACGGCCACCUGGAUGCGCUACUGAGCCCUAUAACCCGGCAAGGGGACUCAGUCCUUCUAAAGAUGGGUGCUGAGGAAGGACACUUGGAGGAGGUUGGGGAAGGCUUUACCAGACCCCAACAUGAUGACAAGUUGCUUAGCAAUCGUGACAUGAUGGACUCACCUUUGACGCCCCUGGCUACCAAAGUUUCACCGAUUGCUGUAGAUAGCCAAGGGCUUGGAAUGACAUUUACAGAGUCGCCGUGGGAAACUAUGGAAUGGUUGGACCUGACCCCACCCAGCUCAGCUACAGCAUUUAAUAACAACAUGCCUCCUCCUGGGCCCAGCAUCUUCAACACAGAAUUCCUUGAUGUAACGGAUAUCAACUUGAACUCUACAAUGGAUCUGCACUUAGAGCAUUGGUGACAAGCAAGAUGACCAGCAAAAUACCAGCAAAUGUUUUCACUAUGCACUUCAACAUCAUAUUUCAAUACCCAGAGCUUUUCCAAAAUAUCUCAACAAGCGCACAAGUCGCAGAUUAAAAUUAAAAUUAGAUAUCAGGAUGUGGUCCCCAUGGUAGCUUGUGAAAUCUUGUAUAUCUUCCUAUAACUUGGCUGAAUAAGAGCAUAGUGUUUUAAUACCAUUUUAUCAUGGUCCAUCCAAACUUGAAAAGUGUUUUGACUAUGGAUUCUGGGAAAGAAUGUUUUGAUUACUGGAAACAGGAAGAUCCAACAAACCAAAUUGGACUCAAACAGGGAAAUCCACACCAAAUUCAAAGGCAUUUUCUGAAACCAUUUGUAAAUAUUCCAUUGUACUGAUAAACAAGAAAGUCAAUACCUUUUUAUUUUGUCUGCACAUUUGUGGUGUGGAAAAAAAACAUGUUAAUGCAUAAAACAUGUUCACAAAGAUCAAACUAGUAUAUCACAUGUACUCUUUUGUGCUAAUGUAAAUAUUAAUUCACACUUUGCACCUUGAGUAGUAGGCCUAUAGUACUAUGUCACACUUCAGCUUUUGCAAAUAGUUUUGAGAGCAUUUCAUUUCCUCCCCUGUUCUCUCCAUAUUGUUGUUUAAUUUAUUUAGAGAACUGAAACUUUUGGUUUGUACUUAAUGUAUGAACUCUCACAUAAUGUGAUACUCUUCACCUAAUGAGAGAGGAUAUUCUUCAGAUUUAGAAAGGAAAUCAAAAUCUCAACCUAUAUGUGGCUGUCUUCAUAAUCACUGGAGAAAUUAACUGUAUUUAAAACAAUUAAGUCUUUUAGGCUCUAAAAUAUGGUCAACAGACAGACAACGCAUAAAAUAUUAUAAUUAAUAACGUAAUUUGCAUAUUUUACAUUUUGGUCACUUCUUUCCCCAAUGUCUAUUUGAAUGCCAUUCAAGAAUGCCAUGAGUAUUUCUUUAAAAACAGUCAUUGCUAUUUUAAAAAAAAUGACUUUUAAAAGCUCUUUUAUUAUUAUUUUUGCUCUUAAGAUCUUCUGAUGUAUUUAUUUCAAGCUUUUCUUUUCAUUGGAGUAUUUAUACAUACAUAUUUAUGAGACAUUCCUUUUCAUUAAAAACAAAAAAAUAAAAGUUAGAGUAAACUUGCUUAUGGUUAAAUCACUUUAACAAAUGAUGUUUCCUACAGUAUUAGGAUCAAUAAAUUAAUCAUUAAAGGAAUAGUUCACCCAAAAAUGAGAAUUCUGUCAUCAUUUACUCACCUUCAUGUCAUUAAAAACCUAUUAGACUAUCUUUCUUCUGCUAAACACUAAAAUAAAUAUUUGAAAUAAUGUUGCGAUCGCCGAUUUCCAUAAAAUAGCAAUUACUAGUGAUUCAUUUUAAAGCUUAAAAGCAUAAAAGUAGUCCAUGCGAGUGAAUAAUGACUUAAAUUUUGGUAUUUUCAUCAUACAAAGUGAUUGUAUGCCUUCAGAAGACUUGGAGUAUGAAGCACAAGCCACAUGGACUACUUUUAUGACAUUUAUGGUUGCUUUAAAGUUUUAACUUAAGUCAGGUAUCAACUGAUAUUGUAUGGAAACCAGUGAAUGGAACAUCUUUUAAAAUAUUUCCUUUUGUGGUCCACAGAAGAUAGAAAGUAAUAUGUGUUUGGAACGACAUGAUGGGGAGUAAAUGAUGACAGAAUUUUUAUUUUAGGGUGAACUAUCCCUUUAAUGAUGCAACUGUAUCUAUUAUUGAUAUUUUGAUAUUACAUGCACUGAUAAAUGUCAAAAUAGUAAAAUUUUUAUACAGAUUAAUUCUCUUUGAAAUAUCUCAGAGAGUAAAAUAAGUUACACUAUAUGAAUAUAAAAUGUCCGAUAGAAUUUAGCUCUGACAAUCAAAUUUCGAAUGUUUCAACACCUGAAACAAAAGCAAGACCUUACUAACAGGCGAUGCCCAUUUUUACCAGCACUUGUGAUAAAUGAAAUCUAAUAUAUAGGUUAUAUUACAUUCAACUGUGAAAAUUGACUGUUUAUUUUAUCUCUUGCAAGUUUGGGAUUAUCAAGCAGUUUCUUUUAGUAUUAGCUCACCAAAAGCUCAAACUGUGAAUAGAUUUUAUUUUAAUUUUUCGUGCAUGGAAUAGAUAUUAUUUUUAUUGUCUUCAUUUCUCAUCUCUAAUCACAUUUCACUCUACCUUAAUGCUUUUGACUUGUAGAGAAUAUAUCUUUAUUCCCAGGGGGGAUUUGGGGUCUCUUUGCUGUGCCUUUUAGUGGAACCAAAGACUGACAUUUUUACAUGAAUACAGUUUUGUAAGAAAUAAAUCUUGGGUUUUAUUUACCCAAUAGGCAUUAAGGGCAUUAUAGACCAAAAACAAGCUCUAUUUUAUGCUAAAGACACAGUAUUAAACACGGUACUGUUUUUAGAGACUCACCUCAAUUUCUUUAUUUUUACACAUGAAUCAUUGUUGCAGACUAUCAUAGAACUGUAAUUAAGAACAGUGUGAGUAAUCCUAUUAUUUUGAAAUCCAGGAAAAUAUAUUAAACAUCACCAAAUGCUUUCAUAAAACACUUUUAGUACAACCAGUUAAGAUAUUAGGCUUACAGUCCUGAUUCUUAUAAGUGCAUAAAGUUUUAUGUAGAGUUGUACUAUCAAGUUAUGUAAAGAAUUUCAGAUUCUUCUAAAGAAAUAUUUAUUUUUCUAUGUUUGAUAUAGGCCAAUAAUAAUAAUAAUAAUUCUGUCAAUGACGAGCAGCCCAGUUGAACUAACUUUGCAAUUUUAUAUUUUCCUUUAUAUUAUGUUUUGUUCUUCAAGAAUGUAAAAUGUCAUUCCACAGUUAUCAUGCUUUCUCUGCGUUCAGGUUGGCAGAACACCAUCAAUGGUGCACAAAUGUUCAGUAUAACUCUUUUCUCUCCCUUGGAAGUGAAGGUUUUGUCUUAUUUCUUUUGAAUUCUCCAAGGGAAAAUAUAUAUACAUAUGACAAAAAGCUUUUGUAUUGCUUGGCCACUGAACAACUUUACAAUAUAAACUGUCCGAGUAUUUGUCUACACCACUGUAUUACUGUUACGAGAGUUCAAUAAACAAAUAUAAAAUGUACAA